AUGGGCUGGUUCUCAUUCGGCUCUUCAACCGCCGGGCCCCAAUCCGCAAAGGCCUCCGACGGUGGACGCAUUGCCCCCGACCGCUCCUCUCGCGAAGUCUGCUAUAAUGGCCGUGACCUAUUCUUCUCCUGUCUCGACCGCAACGAUAUCCUCGACGCCAUAAAGCACGAUUCGGAGGCGCGCAAGAAGUGCGGGAAAGAGAUUGCUGAGUUUGAGUCUGCUUGUUCGAAAGCUUGGGUCAAAUAUUUCAAAGAGAAGCGAGUGAUGGAGUACAACCGAGAUCAGACGAUUGCUAAAAUACAGAAGGAGGAUGCAGAAAAGGCGGCGCAAGAGGCUAAGGCGCAAUAG
Messenger RNA from Talaromyces marneffei, 348 nucleotides. RefSeq lists its product as uncharacterized. Gene Ontology annotation, biological process: mitochondrial respiratory chain complex IV assembly. NCBI's taxonomy places the organism in Eukaryota, Fungi, Ascomycota, Eurotiomycetes, Eurotiales, Trichocomaceae. Bases 1 to 348 code for a protein of 115 amino acids. The transcript is spliced from 2 exons. Gene Ontology annotation, cellular component: mitochondrial intermembrane space; mitochondrion; respiratory chain complex IV. The record is from RefSeq and is a predicted model, not a curated record.